AUGCAAUGUAAUUCCGAUAAUGUUCUCACUGAUGAAAAGAAACAACUGAUGCGUAAGAAGAUAAUCCCCAACGCGGUACAGAUGCAUAAGGACCGCCUGCUGGUGCAACCACUCAGAGACAACAUCCGUAUUAAACGUUUAACUGGGAAUCUUUGUUCUCAGUUUACGAUUCCCCAGUCUCACCACACCACCGGUGUACCGGAUACCGACUUUGUGUUGUACGUAGCGGCUGGACCAACUGUACGUGAUGUUCUUGCCUGGGCACUAACAUGCAAAACUGACCCCAGCGGCCGCCCUUUAGUGGGUACUGCCAAUAUUGGGUCCAUAAACUCUAUGGGUAUUCUUUCUUUUUCUCGUACCCUGACGCACGAGUUACUACACGCCUUGGGAUUCGAUAAUAACUUAUUUAAAAUAAGGAAUAUGCUUGAUACUGUAUCUGUUCGCAAUAAACCAGCAAACAUUGUUCUGUCCUCGCCCAAAGUGGUGGAAGUUGCGAGGGCUCAUUAUGGGUGCAGUACCAUGCCGUACGUGGAGUUGGAGGAAACGGGUAGCACGUCUGUUGUGAACUCACACUGGAAGAUGCGCAGCGCAAAGGAUGACUUGAUGUCUGCUUUUAACUCUGCAGGUUUCUACACCGCCAUCACCAUUGCGGCGAUGGAGGACACUGGUUACUACAAAGGCAACUACGGCAAUGCUGAAAGCAUGGCAUGGGGUAAGAAUGCCGGCUGUGUGCUGUUUGAUGAGAACUGCGUUAUUAACGGUGUGUCGCAGGUGCCGGCGAUGUUCUGUGACCGUAAAAUUCCUUCAAUAAGUGAGUUCAAGUGCACAUCAGACCGGAUGGGCAUUGGUGACUGCAUGAUGGGAUAUCAUACUAGCUUGCCAUCAUAUUUCCAGUACUUUCCUAAUCAGAAAAAGGGUGGAACUGAUUUCUUCAUGGAUUACUGUCCGUUCAUAAAACCGUUUCCCGACACUAUGUGUUUAAAUGGGGAUACAAGAAUGCUGCCCGGUUCUGUGUUUUCAGAAUCUGCGCGAUGUUUUUCAGCCGUCCCAGAUACUCUUCUCAGGUUAAGUGAUGACCAAAAUGUACUAUCAAUUUGCGCCGACGUGCAGUGUAACAAGGACACCUCUAAGUACCGGGUGCGUGUGAAGGGUACCACUGAAUUUUUAGAUUGCCCACCCGGAAGUACCCUUGUGCUCUCAAAAUACAGUGCUAAUUUUUGGUCUGGCACGAUCGAGUGUGCACCAUACGAGGAGGUGUGCCCUAAAUCCCUUUACCCCAAGAAUGACCGCGACAUCACAACGACUAAAACAACAGCGCCACAUCCGGUACGAGUAAAGGUGCGUACUAGUUGGCUCACACGUUUGUGGCGACUCUAA
Messenger RNA from Phytomonas sp. Hart1, 1377 nucleotides. NCBI's taxonomy places the organism in Eukaryota, Euglenozoa, Kinetoplastea, Trypanosomatida, Trypanosomatidae. The record is from the annotation of a GenBank genome assembly.